Calidris pugnax (ruff) is the source of this 2645-nucleotide messenger RNA. It is a transcript of the gene SRPRB, whose product is annotated as SRP receptor beta subunit. Bases 23 to 799 code for a protein of 258 amino acids. The transcript is spliced from 7 exons. Gene Ontology annotation, biological process: protein targeting to ER. NCBI's taxonomy places the organism in Eukaryota, Metazoa, Chordata, Aves, Charadriiformes, Scolopacidae. Gene Ontology annotation, cellular component: signal recognition particle receptor complex. The record is from RefSeq and is a predicted model, not a curated record.
GCGACGUGUGCGGGCGGGCAGCAUGGCGGGGACGCUGGAGCCGCACCUGGAGGCGCUGCGGCGGGAGCUGCCGGCGCCUGGCCCCGCCGUGCUCUCUGUCCUGCUGGCGCUCCUCGCCGUCGCCAUCACCUUCCUGAUCUGGAGGUUCGUGCAAGGCAGGAGGAGCAGCCGGAAGGCGGUGCUGCUGCUGGGCCUCUGCGACGCGGGGAAGACGCUGCUGUUCGCGCGGCUGUUGACAGGAAGGUACCGCGAUACCCAGACUUCGAUAACCGACAGUUCUGCAGUUUACAGAGUCAGCAACGACAAGAGCGCUAACGUCACCUUAAUCGACCUCCCGGGCCAUGAGAGUUUGCGGCUUCAGUUCUUGGAGAGGUUCAAGGCUGCAGCCAGAGCCAUCGUGUUUGUGGUGGACAGUGUGGCCUUCCAGCGGGAGGUGAAGGAUGUGGCAGAGUUCCUGUACCAGGUCCUGGUCGAUAGCACCGUGCUCAAAAAUGCACCCGCGCUGCUGAUCGCUUGCAAUAAGCAAGAUGUCACAAUGGCAAAAUCAGCAAAACUUAUUCAGCAGCAACUGGAAAAAGAGCUCAAUACCUUGCGAGUGACCCGCUCUGCAGCUCCCACCAGCCUGGAUGGCUCAGCCACUGGGGGCCCUGCCCAGCUGGGGAAGAAGGGCAAGGACUUCGACUUCUCCCAGCUGCCCAUGAAGGUGGAAUUCGUGGAGUGCAGUGCUCGGGGCAGCAAAGGAGAGGAGGGAGAUGCUGACUGCGAGGGCCUCGAGAAAUGGCUGGCCAAGAUCGCCUGAAUGGAGAAGGACAGGGCUGGAGGGAGAGACCUGGGGAGGCUGGGGGGGCAGGACACCUGGGAACUGAAAGGAAGAAGAUGGUCUGAAACACUCAAACCUCAUCUUGCUGUAAAAAGAAGAAACUUAAGCUGGAGACCAGCAUUGUGUUAUAUUCCUCUGCUGCUCCUGGGCUUGGGAGCAACAUGACACAAUUGCUGGUGUGAUUUUCCUCUGACUGUCCCUAUCACGCUCCAACAUUUUUUUUCCUCUCCCCUCUUCCUUUGUCUUCCCCUGGGAUGCUGACUUUCUGGGCUUCUCUGCUUCCUUAAUCUUUAGGCUUUUCAUUUGGUAACUGGCAGCCACAUUAGGAAGGAGUGAACUGCCAGGUGACUUUUAGAGACUGGAGUCUGCGUGUUGUCUUCUGCCUGGGUUUAGCAUUGCAAGUCUGUUACCUCUCGGAGCUGCUGAUAACCUCCUGAUUUGGGACACAUUUCUUUCCCCAACCUCUCGCUGCUUGGGAGCUCUGUGUGCAUUGUCUCUGCUGCUCCAGCAGAGCUCACAGACUCUCUCUGUUUGGCAAUCAUUGAGGAGAGUAUAAAAAGCUGUUUUCUUCUGUGUCUUCUCCCUUCCUGUUCUACCCACCCGGUGCAGUCCCAUUUCUGUGGGACACUGCUUGUCUCUUUUGCUGUGUCUUUGGGUGAUUCCUGCUGUUGACAGUUCUUGGGAGCUUUUCUUUAACCUAGGGCUACGUCCUGAAAGCUUAUUUCACUCCUCCCUCCCAAACUUCAGGCUCUUCUCCCACAGACAUCUAUGCACACUCUCCAAGUAGCAGAGUUACAGUAAGGCCUUAGCUUGAAAGGACGAGGCAGGCAUGUUUUUAGAUGUGUACCUACAUUACGUGUGAGAUCUGGUGUGAUCAUUUGCUCUGCCUGCCUGCCUCCUGCUCCAGUGACUGCUGUAAGCUCUUCUUGUGUGUGCAAUUAGCCAGCAGUGGUGGCAAAGUGAGAGGGAAAGUCAAGUCAAGGAGCUGCUGGGGAUCACAGUGGAUUCUUCCUCCUGAGGAAGAUGCUCAAUGAGGAGGAAGGAGAUGAGACCCUGGUGCGAUGCUGGGUGUUCAGCUUCCCCUUCCUGAGCAGCCUUAAAACACCUUUGCCCUGCCCAGCAGCUUCGUGUGGCUUUGUGCUCUGGUGGGCUGCCAUUUCUGUGCAGCACCUGCGUGAGGGUGAUUGCUCUCCAGGAUGCCACACUGCAAAUUGUGACAUCCUAUGACAGUGACAAUUUUCUUUCUGUUUCCCCUUAUAUCUUGAGGUAGGAGGGAGUGGCUGGCUCCUGGUAGACCUUUUCUGUCCUUUUCAGGCUCAUCUCCUCUCUGGUUUGAUGUUUCCUUCAUCACUCACCUGAUCUGUUGUGUUCUUUCCCUGGGUCAUCCUCUGCCUCGCUGUAGCAUUGCCAAGUGUUAGUAGUGUUGGGAAGAGCAACAGCAGUCUUUAGUGAAGACUGUGCUCCUAAUGAAGCUGGGCCUUGCAUUUCUAGUCUUGUGAACCCCAUGGCUCUUCUGCUGUCCGUGCAGGAGGUGGGGAGGGUUAUAUUUGCCAAGUAUGUUAUAUUCUUGCAUUUCCUGCAGCCAGAGUACUGUUGGUACAUGUUUGUCAUGCUUUGAACUCCUUUAGCUGGAGCGCCUUCCUGCUUUGAAUCUGUAAUGAGGGAGAAGUUGCUGUUUCUUUGGCUGGUUAUUCUGCUUGCAAAGACCUGUCUCCUUGGAAAGCAGAGGCCAAGCACCAGCCUCUCCUGGGCUAAGGAGGGGAGGUAGCAUGAGGCCGUGGUUAGGUUUAAGUUAUUCUUAUUAAAAGUAUCCCUUCAUAGAAUU